GAAAUUUUCAAGGUGUAAACAUUUAGUUAUCAUUAAAAUCUUAGAACUAUCGGUCAUGAUAUCAAGACGAGAAAAAUUGCUAAUCCAUCCAUGGGAAUUACAAAGAUAUCAAAAACACCGACAAAAUGUUCUUAACGCUAAGGCAGCCAUUGAUGUCAAGACACCACUCAGCUAUGCACAUGUUACCGUUAAGCCAAAGAAAGUUCAAGCUGAAAGAGAACGUUUGGAAAAAAUUGAAAGAGAAAACGUCCGCCUUCUUCAAAAACUUGGCGAUAUAAUGGGUUCAAAACGAUUGAAGAAUUUUUGGAAUCAAUCACGACCAGAUUUCCUUAAUCGUGAAAAACUUUUUGAAGUGAGGCCAAAAACCUGUAAACCAACAACAUCUGAUAACACUAGAAGCCCAGAAUUGGAAUACGCACGAUUUGGCUCUUAUAAGAGGUGCCAAAGUUGUUCUGGAAGACCAGUUGAGAGAAAGACAGUUCCUGAGGAACGCAUACCAUGGCAACCAUCAAAAAAAUCUUGGAACAUACGAAAUAUCGAAGAGUAUAAUCUUAAAAAAUGUCUCCAUUGUCAUAAAUUUGUAUAAAAAAUAAAAUGCAAAUGAUUUUUUAAUAAAGAUUAA
Molecule: messenger RNA, 622 nt
Organism: Episyrphus balteatus (marmalade hoverfly)
Lineage: Eukaryota; Metazoa; Arthropoda; Insecta; Diptera; Syrphidae
Exons: 3
Coding region: 56-586 (176 amino acids)
Source: RefSeq, a predicted model, not a curated record